Messenger RNA from Aspergillus aculeatinus CBS 121060, 1280 nucleotides. RefSeq names its product A4/G1 family peptidase. Lineage: Eukaryota; Fungi; Ascomycota; Eurotiomycetes; Eurotiales; Aspergillaceae. The transcript has a single exon. Gene Ontology annotation, biological process: proteolysis. The coding region runs from base 169 to 1212 and encodes 347 amino acids. Gene Ontology annotation, molecular function: glutamic-type endopeptidase activity. The record is from RefSeq and is a predicted model, not a curated record.
AGAUCUGUGAUCUGAGGUGCUACGUACCUUUCCCUUCCUUUUCAUUAGAGCUGUGCUCGUUUCCGUUCUCUAUCUAGACUGCUCCACCUCUUGGGGGCAUAUAUACAUUCUUUAACUUCUUUUUUUGCUAUCUUCAUUUGACAUUACCUGAAGCCAUCAAUACCGACAAUGAAGCUCACCACCUCCCUGGCAGUCAGCGCUCUUCUGGCCGCAAGCACCGCUCUAGCCGCGCCCCACGAGGCCCGCCAGCAGCGCCGCCAAUUCGGCAGCGGCGUCCCCGGCGGCGACGGCGCAGCAGUGAACGGCUUCACCAGCGGCGGCCGAAACCAAGGCCAGGGGCAGGGGCAGGGGCAGUGGCAGCCCUCGGUCAACUGGGGCGCGGCAUCUGCUCCCAGCGCGAGCGCCAGCGCCAGCACCGACUGCAACAGCAACAGCAGCCAACAACAACAACCGACCCAAACCGCCGCCCCAACGAGCUACUCCUACUCGACGGCGCCCACCACCACCGCGAGCGUGGACCACGGCGCCAGCACCAGCACGGCGACCAACUACCAGAUCAACGAGAACUGGGCGGGCGCGGUGCUGGAAUCGGCGCCGGCGUCGAGCGCGACGUACACGUACGUGGCGGCGACGUUCACGCUGCCGGCGGUGACGCCGACGGCGGCGGCCAGCAGCGCGGACACGCAGGCGGUGUCGUUCUGGGUGGGGAUCGACGGGGCGACGGCGGGCAACUCGAUCUGGCAGACGGGGGUGGACAUCUACGUGGACAGCCGGAACGAGACCUCGUUCGCGGCGUGGUACGAGUGGUACCCGGCCAACUCGGUGGACGUGGAGAUGGACUUCGCGAUCGGGGAUGUGGUGUUCGCCUCGGUCGAGGCGACGAGCAGCACGGCGGGCACGGCGGUGAUCGAGAACCGGACCACCGGCAAGAAGCUGACGAUGCACGCGACGGCGCCGAGUGACAGUGCCAAGCUCGAGGGGCAGAAUGCCGAGUGGAUCGUCGAGGACCUGGCGGUGGAUGGGGACGGGUUGACGCUCGUGGGCUUUGAGGAUGCCGUGUUCACGGGCUGUGUGGCCAGGACGGCGGAUGGGGAGAGCUAUGGUCUUGCGGAUGGGGCGGCGCUGUAUGCCGUUCAGGAUACCUAUAGCUCGAGUGUGCAGGCGGUGCCGGAGAUUGUGAGUGGUGAGAAGCUGGUGGUUAGGUAUCAGUGAUUAAGCAGAGGUUGUGGUGGGGAAAGGGAGAGCAAGGGUGCAGAGGUGUGUUGGAUAGCGGUGGUUGU